AUGGUCCGGGAAACCAGGCACCUCUGGGUGGGCAACUUGCCGGAGAACGUGCGUGAGGAGAAGAUCAUCGAGCACUUCAAGCGAUAUGGACGUGUCGAAAGUGUCAAAAUACUCCCUAAGAGGGGGUCGGAAGGCGGAGUGGCAGCGUUUGUGGAUUUUGUGGACAUCAAAAGUGCGCAGAAGGCACACAACUCUGUCAACAAAAUGGGAGAUAGAGACCUACGGACGGAUUAUAAUGAACCAGGAACCAUUCCCAGUGCUGCUCGGGGAUUGGAUGAUACAGUUUCCAUAGCAUCUCGUAGUAGAGAGGUUUCUGGGUUCAGAGGAGGUGGGGGGGGGCCCACUUACGGCCCCCCACCAUCGCUUCAUGCACGGGAAGGACGUUAUGAGCGGAGACUUGAUGGGGCUUCAGAUAACAGGGAGCGUGCUUAUGAACAUAGUGCCUAUGGACACCAUGAGCGGGGGACGGGAGGAUUUGAUCGGACGAGACAUUACGAUCAGGAUUACUAUAGAGAUCCUCGAGAGCGGACUUUACAACACGGGCUCUAUUACACUUCUCGGAGUCGAAGUCCGAACCGUUUUGAUGCUCACGACCCCCGUUACGAACCUAGGGCCCGGGAGCAGUUUACAUUGCCCAGUGUGGUACACAGGGAUAUCUACAGGGAUGAUAUUACACGGGAGGUACGAGGCAGAAGGCCAGAGAGGAAUUACCAGCACAGCAGGAGUCGGUCGCCGCAUUCGUCCCAGUCCAGGACGCAGUCCCCGCAGAGGCUGGCCAGCCAGGCGUCCAGACCCACCCGCUCCCCCAGCGGCAGCGGAUCCAGGAGCAGAUCUUCCAGCAGCGACUCCAUUAGCAGCAGCAGCAGUACCAGCAGCGACAGCAGUGACUCCAGCAGCAGCUCGAGUGACGAGUCCCCGGCACGGUCAGUUCAGUCGACAGCCGUCCCAGCGCCUGCGUCCCAGCUGCUUCCGUCUCUGGAGAAAGAUGAACCCCGGAAAAGUUUUGGGAUCAAGGUUCAAAAUCUUCCAGUGCGCUCAACAGAUACAAGCCUUAAAGAUGGACUUUUCCACGAAUUCAAGAAGUACGGAAAGGUGACGUCGGUGCAGAUUCACGGGGCUUCUGAGGAACGGUAUGGACUGGUGUUCUUCCGACAGCAGGAGGACCAGGAAAAAGCACUAAAUGCCUCAAAAGGAAAACUUUUCUUCGGCAUGCAGAUUGAAGUCACGGCCUGGAUAGGACCAGAAACUGAAAGUGAGAAUGAAUUUCGUCCUUUGGAUGAAAGGAUAGACGAGUUUCACCCGAAAGCAACAAGAACUCUCUUCAUUGGCAACCUGGAGAAAACAACCACCUACCAUGACCUUCGCAACAUCUUUCAGCGCUUUGGUGGAAUAGUGGAUAUCGACAUCAAGAAAGUGAACGGUGUUCCGCAGUAUGCAUUCCUGCAGUACUGUGAUAUUGCAAGUGUGUGUAAAGCAAUUAAGAAGAUGGAUGGGGAAUAUCUUGGAAAUAACCGGCUCAAGCUGGGUUUUGGAAAGAGCAUGCCUACAAACUGCGUGUGGUUAGAUGGUCUUUCUACAAACGUUACGGAUCAGUAUUUAACUCGACAUUUCUGCCGAUACGGGCCUGUGGUAAAGGUGGUGUUUGACCGCUUAAAAGGCAUGGCCCUGGUUCUCUACAAUGAGAUUGAAUAUGCACAAGCAGCUGUAAAAGAGACCAAGGGGAGGAAAAUCGGUGGGAAUAAAAUUAAGGUGGACUUUGCAAAUCGAGAAAGUCAGUUGGCAUUUUAUCAUUCCAUGGAGAAAACGGGUCAAGAUAUCAGAGACUUUUAUGAAAUGCUGGCAGAAAGAAGAGAUGAAAGAAGAGGAUCUUACGAAUAUGCCCCUGAUCGUACUUACUAUGAGACUGUUCGGACUCCAGGGACGUAUCCUGAAGAUCCUCGUCGAGAAUACCCAGCUCGAGGCAGAGAAUUUUACGCAGAGUGGGAUCCCUACCAAGGAGACUACUAUGACCCACGAUACUAUGACGACCCACGCGAGUACAGGGAUUACAGAGGCGAUCCGUACGAGCAAGACAUAAGGGAGUACAGUUACAGGCAACGGGAGAGAGAGAGGGAGAGGGAACGGUUCGAAUCCGAUCGGGACAGAGACCAUGAACGGAGACCGAUUGAACGGAGCCAGAGUCCGACGCACUCCAGGCGUCCGCAGAGCCCUGGAGCGUCUCCCUCCCAGUCGGAAAGGCUGCAGAGCGAUUCGGAGAGGAGGAUUUACAGCAGGUCAUCGGAUCGCAGCGGCAGCUGCAGCUCUCUGUCUCCUCCACGAUACGACAAGCUUGACAAAGCCCGUGUGGAGCGUUACGCAAAAAACGAGAAAACAGAGAAAGAGCGUGCUUUCGACCAGGAGAGAGUCGAAAAGGAGAAACGCUUGGUGAGAAAGGAAAAGCCGGAAAAGCUAGAAAAGGAGAAAACCGAUAAGCAAAAACGAAAAGCAAAAAUCCAUUCACCCAGCUCUCAGUCUUCUGAAACGGAUCAAGAGAAUGAGAGAGAGCCCAGCCCUGAAAAAGUGAAGGGCAAUAGUAAACAAAGUAAAGAGAGAGGUGACAAAGAAGGGACAGCUAAAAACCGCCUGGAACUAAUGCCCUGUGUCGUGUUGACCCGAGUAAAAGAAAAGGAAGGGAAAGUUAUUGAUCAGCCUGCCUUGGAGAAACUGAGAGCAAAGCUUGAUAAUGACACUAUGAAAUCCCCGCUUCUUGAACAAAAAACACAGACAUCUCAGGCUGAGCAAACCAAGUCUGAUCAGUCUAAACUGGAACCUGUCAGAACCAAGGUACAAAAAGAGAAAGCCCUUGCCAGUCACGUAGAAGUGGUGGAUAAGGAGGGAAAACUGAAACCCAAAAAGCACUUGAAGACAGAGCAAACUUCUGAGGGGGCCAACGCGGUGGAUUUAGACAAAUUGGAGGCUCGUAAAAGACGUUUUGCCGAUGCAAAUCUGAAGCCUGACAGGCAAAAACUGGAAGUGAAAAGAAGCAGCCAAGAUGAGGAAGAUGCACGCGUGGUUUUGAAAAAGCAGCUUGACGCAACGGCUUCGUCUAGAGAAGCAACAAUGUUAAGGGAAGGAGAAUUGGAGAGAAAACCCCUGAGGAAGGAGGUGCUUAAAAGGGAAUCUAAAAAACUCAAACUGGAAAGACUUAUUCCUGUUACUAGUCCCAAAGAAAUUCAGGAGACUCUUAAUGUUGGUGGGAUUGGCAUGCGUCCCACCCUAGAUCUGCAGGCGAGGCUAAUGGAGGCAGCCGAUGAACCAGUGGAAGUUCAGGAACUCUCUUCUAAAAAAUUGAAUCCAGUAAAACCCCAACAUAAACAGGUACAGCUACUAGAUGACCAAGGAACAGAGAGAGAGGACGCAAGGAAGAAUUACUCUGGUCUUCCUGAAGACACACCCGACCAUAAACUUGGCCAAGAGAAACCUCAGUCAACUGAUACAGAGGAGAAAAUUGGCAUUGACAUUGACCACACGCAAAGCUACAGGAAGCAAAUGGAGCAAAGUCGCAGGUUAAAACAGCAGCUGGAAAUGGAGAUUGCAAAGUCUGAGAAGUUCGGCAGUCCAAAGAAAGAUGUGGAUGAAUAUGAAAGACGGAGCUUGGUCCACGAGGUGGGAAAACCUCCUCAAGACGUCACCGAUGACUCUCCGCCAAGUAAAAGGAAAAAGACUGACCAGUUUGACUUUGAAAUUAGCACUAAAAGAGAAAGAAACUACAGAAGUUCUCGUCAGGUGAGUGAGGACUCCGAAAGGACGUCCUGUUCCCCUAGUAUCAGACACUUCCCUUUCCACGAAGAUGAUGACACGCUCGAUUCUCCGAGGCUAAUGCCAUUAAAGGAAACCAAAGAGUCGCCUAAAAUAGAAGAAAAGGGUCUUUCGUACUCCAACAUGACUGUGAGGGAGGACUCGCUGAAAUUUAAUCCUUACGAUUCCAGCAGAAGGGAGCAGAUGGCAGAAAUGGCUAAAAUAAAACUAUCCGUACUGAGUUCUGAAGAUGACUCAAGUAGGUGGGAGACACAAGUGAAGCAGGAGCCUGGCAGAGUUGACAUCAGCUUUCCUAGCAGCAUCGUCAAAAGAGACAGCAUACGCAAGCGGUCUGUCCGGGACCUGGAACCCGGGGAGGUGCCUUCAGAUUCGGAUGAUGACGGUGAAAACAAGCCCCAUUCCCCGAAAGCCUCCUCCUUGUUAGAGAGUUCCAGGUUGUCUUUUUUAUUAAGGGACAGAGAAGAGAAGUUACGUGAAAGAGAGGAGAGACUGUCAAGUUCCUUAGAAAGAAACAAAUUUUAUUCUUUUGCGUUGGACAAGACAAUCACACCAGACACAAAGGCCUUGCUUGAAAGAGCUAAAUCUCUCUCUUCGUCCAGAGAAGAAAACUGGUCCUUUCUAGACUGGGAUUCAAGAUUUGCUAGUUUUAGAAACAAUAAAGACAAAGAGAAGGUUGACUCAGCUCCGAGACCUAUUCCAUCUUGGUAUAUGAAAAAGAAAAAAAUCAGGACCGAUUCAGAAGGUGGAAAAUUGGAUGAUAAGAAAGAAGAUCAUAAAGAGGAGGAACAAGAGAGACAGGAACUGUUCGCUUCUCGUUUUUUGCAUAGUUCAAUCUUUGAACAGGACUCCAAGCGCCUGCAGCAUUUAGAGAGAAAAGACGAUGAUCUCGACUUCAUUUCUGGUAGAUUGUAUGGGAGACAGUCCUCCUCCGAUGGGACUAACAGCACGGCCGAUUUGGUGCAAGAACCGGUGGUUCUCUUCCACAGUAGAUUUAUUGAACUAACGCGAAUGCAGCAGAAAGAAAAGGAGAAAGAUCAGAAACCAAAAGAAGCGGAAAAACAGGAAGAUAAAGAAAAUCGGCCAAAAACACCAGAAACGGUUCCUGAUAGUAAAGAACCAGAACAUAAAACUUCCUCAGUGGUUGGUCCCUCUUCGGUCGCUGUCCUACCACAGGAACCAGCACCGGUUGCUUCUGAGAAGGUAGCGAACGAAAAGGUAGUGGUGGAAACAGCUUCUGUAAAAGAAGAAAAACCGUCUGAACCUGCUUCUACAGCAGAGGAACAAAAACCUUUUCCUGAGCUUGCUGCUCCUGUCAAAAUGGAACCACCUGAGCAAACCGAACCCGCGCCAGUCGUAGAAGCUAGUAAAGAAGUUGUUGCUACAACCCUGGCACCGGAGGAAGACGCUGCGGCAACAGAGCAUCCUUCAUACUUGGAUACCAAGCCUCCUACUCCUGGAGCUUCGUUUUCCCAAGCAGACAUCAGCGUAGAUCCAGAACCUGAAGGUGCCCAGCUGAUUCCACCUCCGCCCAAGCUAGUUCAGAAGUCCGAUGAGGCUGCCGAGCCUAAAGAAGAAAAUCCUCUGCCUUCUGCCAACGCUGAUGCUAGUGCGAGUCAGAAGGUGGAGGUGGCCGCGGAGGUCCUGCCGCCCGUUUCCGACAAUGACAUGGAAGUGGAACCCCCGGUUGUUGUAAAAGAUAAAAAGUCCUACAAGAGUAAACGCUCCAAGACUCCGGUGCAAUCGGCUGCAGCUAAUGUCACGGAAAAACCCGUCACGAGGAAGAGCGAAAGAAUUGACCGUGAAAAACUCAAAAGGUCGAGCUCUCCUCGUGGGGAGACGCAGAAGCUUUCUGAAUUGAAAGUGGAGGCGGAGAAGGUUUCGAGGAACGCUGCUAAAUCCCCUAGUUCUGCUGCAGAGCCGGAAAACGUGGAGCCAAGCUUGCCAAUAGGCCGGACUAGGCGCAGAAAUGUAAGGUCGGUCUACGCUACCACGGGAGACAAUGAAGGCCCAUCUCCAGUGAAGGACUCCGUGGAGGUCACUAGAUCCACCAGGAAGAGAGGGGAAAAGGAACCGCAGGAAACGGUGACAACUGUUCCUACGACUCCAAGGAGGGGAAGGCCUCCGAAAACCCGCCGUAAGCCAGAGGAGGACAUCUCUCCAAUAAAGACAGAACCGGUACAGCAAGAGGCGGAGGAGGCUGAAACUAAAGAUGCCGUAGAAGCUCCUAAGCCUGCGGAAGGUUGGAGGUCUCCUAGAUCCCAGAAGCUAACACACAGUCACUCAUCAGCUGCUACCAGCCAACAGGGGAAGAAAGGGAAGAACGAACCGAAAGCCGAUACCUCAGCUGAAUCUGAAGAUGCUGCUGAAAGAAGCGGUCAGGAAUCGAGUGUCGGUGACAACAGCAAUAAAGCAAAAGCCACUGAGAAAGAACCAGCAGCGAGCGAGCAGAAACGCGAUAGGAAAGACCUGGAUGCGGAGAAAAACCAGCUAGAAAUCCCCACGGUUGAGAUCAUUGAGAAGAAGCAGGCACCAGAAAAGGUUACGAAAUCCAAAAGGGGAAGGUACAAAAAUACCAAAACCGUCGUAGAUAAAGCAUCCGUGUGUCUGAAAAAUGUAGAAAUACGCCUCAACGUGGAUGAAGUCAAGGGCGCCUUGCGGCCGACUGAGGAGGAGGCAGAGCCGGUGGCGGUGUCGCCAGCCAAAAUGAAGAGCCCCCCAAAAGAGGACAUCUUGCCACCCCAUUUUGCUAAGAAUGAGGUAGAAGAUUCAUUCCCAGAAACAGAAAAAGAGGUGAUGCGGGAACCAAAGCAGUCGCCCGAAGCUGCGCAGUUAGCAAAACAGAUCGAACUUGAGCAGGCCGUGGAGAAUAUCGCAAAACUCACCGAAACUCCUCCGUCAAUUGCUGCCUACAAAGAGCCGACGGCAGAUGUGCCUGAAGUACGUCAGGAGGAGGAGGGAGAUAAACCCGCUCAUCAGGCUAGUGAAACGGAGCUGGCAGCAGCCAUCGGCUCCAUCAUCAAUGAUAUUUCUGGGGAGACAGAAAGCUUUCCUGCACCCCCGACGUAUCCCGCUGAAUCGGAAGCUGAAAUCCCCGCAGAGCCCUUGGUGUUACCGUCGCCUCGGGAGGAGAUGGAGCCUGAGACUGAUCAGGCAGUGAAUAAUAUCCUAGAAACUGAGGCUGCCGUCGAGCCCACAGUGCAGCCGGUUCCCAGCUCUGCCCCGACGGUUGUAGAGACAGAGAGCAAGGAGGCCGAAGUCAGCUUCAGUGAAUCUUCCAACUCUGCGCAGGAGGCCGAGACCUUGCAGGAGGCUGAAGUUGCUCGGAAGGAAAAGGGCCGUCAGAAAACCACGCGGCAGAGGCGCAAAAGGAGCACGGGCAGAAAGGGCGACGCCGCUGAAGUCAACGCCUUUGAGCCGGAGAGGGUGCAGAGCAAGUCUCCCCCUGCCAAUGAAGUAAAGACAAAACCCGAAGAAGCCUUGAAGGAGGAAAAGCAAAUUAAAACUGUGGCUCAGGCUUCCGUGGAGCCAAGCGCUUCCGAUGCCAGCAAGGCUACAGCCGCUGACGUCGUGGCCGCGCAUGAAGCUGUCGCUGAGAGCAGCACCUCUCCAAAAGCGCCUCCUCCGGCUCCUCUGGACCUGGCCACCCCACCAGUUCCCCUCGAUGAGGGGAGUCAGAGCGGGUUCAAGAUACGGUCGCCCAUGGAGAAUGCGCCCAUCACGCCGCCGAGCGCCCCAAAUGCAGCCCUUCCUGCCGUCCCUUCGGCAGCGGCCAAGCUGCCCCCCCCAGUGCCCGCCGCGAUUGUCCCCCUUCACUCCAGCGCUGCCAAGGUGCCAGAGUGGAUGGUAAGGCACGAGGAACCCCGUGCCCGUUCCACACCCCCGCCCGCUCUCCCACCGGACACGAAGGCGUCGGAUAUCGAUACAAACUCCAGCACUUUGAGGAAGAUACUCAUGGAGCCCAAGUACGUCUCGGCGACGAGCAUAACCUCCACGCACGUGACAACGACGCACGCCGAGCCGGUGAGCGCGCCUCGUUUGGAGGAGGCACCCCUCCACCCCGCCGUAGAGGCCAUAAAACCAGUUUCGGAGGAGAAGCCGGCAGUUCCCGUCACCAACGCCUUGGACCCACCGGUGGCUGAAGCACCAGUGUUCAGCGAGAAGGAAAAGAUAAGUACCGUGAUUGCUCCAAAAGCUACUUCUGUUAUAAGCAGGAUGCCCCACAGCGUGGAUCUGGAGGAGGCUCCGAGGAUCACUUUGGUGAAGCAAGCUCCCCAAACCCAGACGUGUCUCGUCAACGCCCCCUCACCGAAAUUUAAGCAGAGGUCAAGCACAAAUGAUAACAGUAGGUUUCAUCCGGGAUCGAUGUCUAUUAUCGAGGAGAGGCCUGUAGAGACUGGGUCCAGUCCAGGGCUGCGGGUGAACACCUCGGAAGGUGUAGUGCUUCUGAGUUACUCAGGGCAGAAGACGGAAGGCCCUCAGCGAAUUAGUGCCAAGAUCAGCCAGAUUCCCCCAGCCAGCGCUGUCGACAUAGAGUUUCAGCAGUCUGUAUCCAAGUCUCAGAUUAAACAGGAACCUAUCACGCCAUCUCAGCCGGCGCCAAAAGGCUCCCAGACCUCGGCGGGCUAUGGGGCUGUUUCCACCCAUUCUUCUUUGGUACUAGGAACACAACCUUACAAUACGUCGCCCGUCAUCUCCUCCGUUAAACAAGAGCGCACUGCACUGGAGAAGUCCGACUCAUCCCACCUUUCUGUCCAGACUCCAGCGUCUCAGCCCGGUAAAGUGCUCACGCAGACUGUAAACACUCCACCUGUACUCGUCCACAACCAGAUGGUUGUGAACAAAAAACUGUCUGAUCCGGCUGCUUUGAAAGUGGAGACUAAGACUCUGCAACCCUCCAACUUGAGUCCUGGAGUCAGUCCUCACCACCCUUCCCUCUCCGGGAAAAUGCAUUCGGAAGCAAACCACGUCAGCUCGGGACCCAGCACCCCAACCGACCGAGCUAUUUCCCACUUGGGGGUCACCAAACAGGAGCCGCACUCGCCGCGUACUAGCGGGCACUCGCCAUCGCCGUUCCCUCGGGCUUGUCAUCCUGGCAGUACCUCGUCUCCGGCUUUAUCGAGCAGUACCCCGGUCAUGCUGGCGCCGGGAAUUCCCGUUCCUCAGUACAUAUCCAGCAUGCAUCCCGAGCAAUCUGUUAUCAUGCCCCCUCACAGCGUAACACAGACUGUGUCCCUGGGCCAUCUGUCCCAAGGCGAGGUGAGGAUGAACACCCCUCCUCUCUCCGGCAUCCCGUACGGCAUCCGCCCGGAAGCGCUCCACUCCCCCAGAGCUGCUCUGCAACCCCAGAUAGAGAUCAAACCUCAGCGAUCCAGUACACCCCAGCCAGCUCCGAUACGGGACAUAGUCAUGCCUCCUCUGUCUUCUCAGCAUGCCCCCGAGGAGGAGAUGCACUACCACCACACCACGGUGUGCCGAGGACCAGCUCCCGUUCAGUCCGACGUGCUGGUGAUGCAGCCGGAUUACCGCAUGCACCCCACGAGCAUCAGGCUCGACCAGUACAACGUCCCCCGAGACGUGAGGAUGAUCAUGCACCCGCACAUGGCCGCCGUGGGCGAGCACCACUCGGAAACGAGACAAUCCCGAACGCCUGAAGGGGCUGUGAAAACUCCCCCCGUCAGUAAGACCCCACAGCCCGGAAAAGAGACGCCAAAAUCCUCUGAAGGCAAGAUGGCACACUCUCCUCACAGCGAGCCCCGGCUCCUUAGCGUCCCCUCCAGCAGCCAGCUGCCUGGACUGCCUUUGACGCAGCCGGUGGUGGUACCGCACGGGGUACAGAUCAUGCACCCCGCAGGGAGCUCCUUUCACGAUUAUCGGUCUGUGUAUGGCGACAUGAGGAAUUACCAUACGGCAGCACAGCUCGGGCAUCCUCAGUUCCCGGGUGCCUCGCCGAUUGGGUUGCCUUCCCGGAGCAUGACCCCAUCUCAGGGUCUACCGGAGGGCGAACACUCGCACCCCAGCCAGCCAGUACGCAGCAAGACUCCUCAGAUCCCCCAGGAUCCCAAGGGCCCGCCGGCAGCAGGACCCGAGCAGAGUCACCACCCCACUGUAAAUAGGCAUGCGGCACCGAUAGACCCUCACGUCCACCUUCAGAGGGCACAAGCGGACACGGGCCAGACCUCCUACCCUUCGCCCGUUGCCAUUUCGAUUAAACAGGAGCUUCCGUCACCGCACCAAGCUCAGGCGGUUCCCAAGCAAUCCAUGUUUAUCCCGACGACGUCGGGUCCCGGGGCCCCGCCGGGGCUCCCCCUCAAUCGCCCCGAGCCCCAGUCCGCUCUCAAACAAGAGCCAUCUCCUCACCCUGUUUCGCAGAGACCUGUGGAUAUGGUUCAGCUUCUGACGAAAUACCCAAUUGUCUGGCAGGGCCUUUUGGCUCUAAAAAACGACACGGCCGCUGUUCAGCUCCACUUUGUCUCCGGUAAUAACGUCUUGGCGCACCGAUCCCUGCCGGCGCCGGAGGGAGGACCGCCGCUGAGAAUCGCUCAGCGCAUGCGACUGGAGGCUUCGCAGCUGGAAGGCGUCGCGCGCAGAAUGAUGGUGGAGAGCGAUUACUGCCUAUUACUGGCCUUGCCGUGUGGCCGAGACCAGGAAGACGUAGUGAAUCAGACCGAGUCACUUAAGGCCGCGUUCAUCAGCUACCUGCAGGCUAAGCAAGCCGCAGGAAUCAUCAACGUUCCCAACCCCGGCUCUAAUCAGCCUGCCUACGUUCUGCAGAUCUUCCCACCCUGCGAAUUUUCGGAAAGCCACCUGUCCCGCCUAGCCCCGGACCUCCUCGCCAGCAUCUCCAACAUCUCUCCUCACCUGAUGAUUGUCAUCGCGUCGGUAUGAGCUGUUUACCGGUUACUGACUUUAUUUUAUUUUUUUU
Molecule: messenger RNA, 10720 nt
Organism: Gavia stellata (red-throated loon)
Lineage: Eukaryota; Metazoa; Chordata; Aves; Gaviiformes; Gaviidae
Gene: SPEN
Product: spen family transcriptional repressor
Biological process (GO): regulation of transcription by RNA polymerase II
Cellular component (GO): nucleus
Molecular function (GO): mRNA binding
Source: RefSeq, a predicted model, not a curated record